Alosa sapidissima (American shad) is the source of this 4351-nucleotide messenger RNA. RefSeq names its product mitogen-activated protein kinase kinase kinase 7 (gene map3k7). The coding region runs from base 669 to 2405 and encodes 578 amino acids. The record is from RefSeq and is a predicted model, not a curated record. Lineage: Eukaryota; Metazoa; Chordata; Actinopteri; Clupeiformes; Clupeidae. Gene Ontology annotation, molecular function: ATP binding; MAP kinase kinase kinase activity; magnesium ion binding. The transcript is spliced from 17 exons. Gene Ontology annotation, biological process: protein phosphorylation; positive regulation of canonical NF-kappaB signal transduction; JNK cascade.
GCUGCUACAGUCGUUGCGGGGGAAAAAAACAAAGUAACCAAUGGAAGACGUGACUUUAAAGUUGUAACCCGUUCUCAAAUGGAGCGAAAAUGGUUUUUGUCUCUUACGGACUAUUUAGAUACGUUGUUAUCGCAAAUGUAAGAUCAAUUAUACCCCAUGUCACAAGCGACUAAGCUUAUGAGGGACGAACAGUCUACGGCGAGGGACUGUUACUUCAUCCCUAGGCUGUAGCAAGCUAUCUAGCUAAUGUAACCAGGCCAGCAAGCGGCCUAACGUAGUGGCUCCAACGUUAGCUAGCUCCUUGUUUCUGUUACCCAUUGUAUGCUUUGUGUCAACGGUUAAAGUUUGUCUAAGCAAUACUGGCUCGCCUGGGCAUAGCAAAGUCUGUGGAGUCUACUCUACUACAGGUCUCGCGUCGAGAUAACAUUAUGUGUCUUGCUUGUUAGCCGUCAAGAUAUUUGGGCUGACAGACCAGAGUAGCUAACUAGCUAACUAGCCUGUGGCUGUAGAGUUCGUAAAGUUACAUAUUUCUUUCGAGAAACUGUAACGUUGCAUACCUGUAGUUAUCGGUAACACCUGUGAAUGCUUAGCGUUCUUUAGAUCAGAUUAUUUUUGUUAUUGAAAUUACAAUCAUACGUUUUAAUGAAUUGCUAGCGUAGUAGCUAGCAAUGUCUGUUCCUUCUGCCGAUAUGAUUGAAACACCACCUGGAUAUCCUUUUGAAGAAAUCGAUUAUGGGGAUAUUGAAGUUGAAGAGGUGGUGGGCCGAGGUGCCUUUGGUGUUGUUUGUAAAGCCAAGUGGAGAGGCAAAGAUGUCGCAAUCAAAACGAUAGAGAGUGAAUCUGAGAGGAAAGCCUUUCAAGUGGAGUUGCGGCAGCUCUCUCGUGUGAACCAUCCCAACAUUGUGAAGUUGUAUGGCUCAUGUAACAACCCAGUAUGUCUGGUAAUGGAAUAUGCAGAGGGGGGCUCUCUGUAUAAUGUGCUGCAUGGUGCCGAACCCCUCCCCCAUUACACGGCCUCCCAUGCCAUGAGCUGGUGUUUACAGUGCUCCCAGGGAGUCUCCUAUCUACAUGGCAUGAAACCAAAGGCUCUCAUUCACAGGGACCUCAAGCCACCCAACCUCCUCCUGGUAGCUCAUGGCACGGUGCUGAAGAUCUGUGACUUUGGAACAGCGUGUGACAUUCAGACACAUAUGACUAACAAUAAAGGCAGCGCAGCGUGGAUGGCACCCGAGGUGUUUGAAGGCAGUAAUUACAGUGAGAAGUGUGACGUGUUCAGCUGGGGCAUCAUCCUCUGGGAGGUCAUCACUCGCCGGAAGCCCUUUGAUGAGAUAGGAGGCCCAGCCUUCCGCAUCAUGUGGGCCGUCCACAACGGCACACGCCCACCACUUAUCAAGAACCUGCCCAAGCCCAUCGAGAGUCUGAUGACCCGCUGCUGGUCCAAAGACCCGUCCCAGCGGCCCUCCAUGGAGGAGAUAGUGAAGAUCAUGGUCCACCUGAUGAAGUACUUUCCACGAGCUGAUGAGCCCCUGCAGUACCCAUACCAGUAUUCAGAUGAAGGCCAGAGCAACUCCGCCACCAGCACAGGCUACACCUGCACCAGCACCAGCAACAAGAGUGACAACAAUAUGGAACACAGCAACUCUCCAGGGAGCAAUGACACCAUCAAGAUCAUGGAGACAAAGUUUGCACCCUACAAACCAAAGCCGGACCCCUUGCGGAGCCUGCCCCUGUCCAGGGGGGGCAGUGUGGAGAGCCUUUCCGGGAGAACACAGUGCCUGCCUUCCUCCGACAGCAAGAGAAUGAGCGCUGACCUCUCAGAGAAUGCCUUUUCUCCUGCAGCACGCCCCCAGUAUAAACGAGGUCACCGUAAAACGGCAUCGUUUGGCACCAUUCUUGAUGUCCCCAAGAUCGUCGUCACAGCUACCUGUGAGCCCCAGAGACGCAGAUCUGUGCAGGACCUCCCAGCUGUCGUCACCGAGUCUCAGGGGAGUAGAAGCAGCAGCAGGUCUUCCAGCCCCAGUGUGAGGAUCACUCCAGACAAGACAGAUACCAACGGCUCAGACAACUCCAUUCCCAUGGCAUAUUUGACUCUAGACCACCAGCUGCAGCCCCUGGCUCCAUGUCCCAACUCUAAAGAAUCCAUGGCUGUGUUCGAGCAGCACUGCAAAAUGGCACAGGAGUACUUGAAAGUCCAGACCGAAAUUGCCUUGCUGAUACAGAGAAAGAAAGAGCUGAUCGCUGAACUGGACCAGGAUGAGAAGGACCAGCAGAACACGUCCCGUCUGGUGCAGGAGCAUAAGAAGCUGCUGGAGGAGAACAAGUCCCUGUCCACCUACUACCAGAAGUGCAAGAAGCAGCUGGAGCUGAUCCGCGCACAGCAGCAGAAGAGGCAGGGCACGUCCUGAUGGGCAGCCCACCGCCGCCCUCGGAGCUCACGCUACCCAAUCAUAUGAGCUGCAUCACACACUCACUCACACACACACACACACUCGCCUACACAGACAGUAUGCCCAAAGCCCUCUCCUUGUGUUUGGGAUUAGAUCUAGUCAAGUGUCAAAGCCCUCCCAACGUGACUGCUAACUUUGUUCCCAGCGUUCUGCAUUACAGUGGAGCUAGUCCACCCUCCGUUGUACUUUUAAGGAGAGCUGCAGUCUGCUCCAUCCGUGCAUGCUACAUGAGCGCAUCUCCCGGGUCAGGACACGUCAAAGGAACUGGGCACGUUUUGCACCCUGGACUCAGCGGUCGGCGUGAGUUUCGUUAGGGGUCUCUCCAAAGUUUCCAAGACCAAACGAUUAGGCCUUGCUCCAUUUGCCCAUUUGAGCCUUUUACGCGUGAGGUGCCUGUCUGUGUGUGUGUGUGUGUGUGUGUGUGUGUGUGUGUGUCUGUCUGUUUUUGUGAGUGUCUUUGUCUUUGUCUUUGUGUGUGUGUGUGGCACACGUUUGUAGUGCAGACAAAUGCUGGAUAAAUGGGUUCUCCAUAGAGGUCAGCAUGUAUAUGUGUUUAUUCAACAAUUGUCUGCUGAAUGGCUCAUCCACUUUGUACAGGAGACCUAUUCCUAUCAUCCCCUGCUCCAACACUACUACAUUGCUAGUCCUCUAUAGUGCUAUAGUAUUUGUACUGUACUACUAUAGUCCUCAUGAAUGUGAAAGAAGAAAUGGCAAAUGAAAUUUAACUUCAACAGUGGAACUGAUAACGGAUCACAUUUUAUUUGUUAAUUUAAACCCUACUUGUAUUGGGAACUUACACCAAAUAUGUCAUGUGACCUUUUAAAAGUGCAUCCAUUACCACUUUUGACCAAAAGAAAGUAUUGACAGUGUUGCGGGAUGCAUAUUGAUAUAUUGCACAUCACUCCACCAGGGUUUUUGCUAAGGAAGAGUCUCGGUCUGGUCUCAAAAAAGGAUGCAAUAUUUAUAACCUGCUUUUAGCUUUCUUUUAGUCUGUAUUUGCUGGUGUUGAAAGGACAGUCCUGAGUGGAUUGUUGCUUAUUGUACCUGCUUAAGAGGAGAAAAGAAAUAUUUCUGUUCUUUUGUUUUUUUUUUCUCUCAACAUGUUAAUCAUGACUUCAGUAUUCUUCUUUAGUCUUUUUUUUUUUAUCCCAUAGACGAAUUUGUAUAAUAAUGUAAACACUGACUCCACCGUAGAGCUUUGUUUUUCAUGGAUCUGGUCGUUUGUGUACGGAUCAUGUCUCCCCCCCUCUCUGUUUGUAAGUAUUUUUAGUUCACAUGUUGCCUUAGAGUUGAAUUGUUUGCAUUUUAACUGAUCUGUUGCUUUAACACGACAUGAAUCAUGUGCACCUCACUUUGAUCAUAUGUGUUGCAUAAAUUGCAGUUGUGGGCCAUAAGGAUGAAAUCUGAAAAUUUUCUGUUCAGAAUUAUGUUCUCAAGUGUGCAGCAGAAAUGAUGAAGGCACAACUCUGGUCGGCCCUCUCAGAGCGCAUGUGGUAAAUUGCCUUUAGCUUGUCAUGCCAUCACUUCACUCGUCUCUGUGGAUGAGUGAUCUCUGAGGAGAGAUGCAACCCAGCCAUUUAUUCUCUCAGUGCUGACACAGUCAUUCUCCCUCAGAUGUUUUGCACAAUCAAAAGGUUGUUCUCAACAAAGAUAAGGGUCGCUAAUCUUGUUCAUGCUCAGAUGUGAAAUGACGGAACUGUGCUGAGGAGCGAUGGGAAGUUGUCAGUUUGUUGUUAACCACACGGCUGGAGAAGUGGCUGUCCCCUAUAUUCUUUCACAUGUUCAAUAACUGUACUGUAAAUAGCUAAGAAAUUCGAUUUCUUAAAGAUGAUGGGCAAGGGAUUAUGCAAGUGAAGAUCACAACAUGCAAUAAAAUGGAACAGGUGGACAUGGGCUUAGCUUAA